Messenger RNA from Ipomoea triloba (trilobed morning glory), 1563 nucleotides. Its product is annotated as ATP-dependent DNA helicase PIF1-like. Gene Ontology annotation, biological process: telomere maintenance; DNA repair. The transcript has a single exon. Bases 1 to 1563 code for a protein of 520 amino acids. The record is from RefSeq and is a predicted model, not a curated record. Gene Ontology annotation, molecular function: DNA helicase activity. NCBI's taxonomy places the organism in Eukaryota, Viridiplantae, Streptophyta, Magnoliopsida, Solanales, Convolvulaceae.
AUGCAUAUACCUGAUGAACCAAGUAACAGUCUAUUGGUGAAUCCUCUCAUAUAUGAAGAACUCUCAUAUGAUCGGCAACUGUUAAAGGAAGAACAUGACCUAUUGGUGGGAAACUUAACUGAUGAGCAGUUACUGAUAUACAAUAAAGUCAUGUAUGAUGUGGAUACCAAUAAAGGUGGGCUCUUCUUUGUCUAUGGAUAUGGUGGCACGGGGAAAACAUUUUUAUGGAAGACACUAUCAGCUGCUUUACGGUCAAGGGGAGAGAUUGUACUGAAUGUUGCAUCCAGUGGUAUAGCUUCACUAUUGCUACCAGGUGGUAGGACUGCUCACUCAAGGUUUGCAAUACCUAUUUCUAUAAAUGAAGACUCGACAUGCAACAUCAAGCAAGGUAGUCCAUUAGCUGAACUCAUUAUCAAAGCAAAGCUAAUAAUUUGGGAUGAAGCUCCUAUGAUGCACAAACAUUGUUUUGAAGCAUUAGAUAAAACAAUGAGAGACAUCCUCAGGUUCUCUGAUUCUUUAAGCUGUAACAAGACCUUUGGUGGUAAAACAGUGGUUUUAGGUGGUGAUUUCAGGCAUAUUCUACCAGUUAUUCCAAAAGGGACAAGACAGGACAUUGUCCAAGCCAGUAUAAAUUCUUCAUAUCUGUGGACUAAUUGUCAAGUCCUGCGUCUUACAAAGAAUCUAAGACUGCGUAGUGUUACGGCUGAAGGAGAGAUAGAGAAAUUAGAUGCAUUUGCAAAAUGGAUUGCGGACUUAGGUGAUGGAAAGCUUGGUGGUAAUACCGAGGAUGAUUGCAAUAUCAAUAUUCCUUCACAGUUUCUAUUGCAAAACAGAGGAGAUCCUAUCAAACAAAUUGUUGACGAAACAUUUCCGACAUUUGGUACGGGUGUUAUAGAUCCUGAACAGUUGAAGAGUAGAGCUAUUUUGGCACCAACAUUAGAUGUUGUGGAUCAAGUCAAUCAAUACAUGAACAAUUUAAAUCAAUCAUCAUCAAAGACUUAUUUAAGUUGUGAUUUUGUUUGCAAAGCGGAUACUAAUGACAAUAUGUUGGCCGAAGUGCACACUACUGAAUUUUUAAACAGUUUAAAGUGUUCUGGUGUACCAAACCAUUCCUUAGAAUUAAAGGUUGGAUCUCCAAUAAUGUUGUUGAGGAAUAUCGACCAUUCGAUUGGUCUUUGUAAUGGAACGCGGUUGAUUGUCACCAAGUUAGGUAACCAUGUGAUUGAAGCCAAGAUAUUAUGUGGCACACAUUAUGGGACAAAUGUAUUGAUACCCCGCCUAUCUUUGACUCCGUCAGAUCCAAGACUUCCGUUCAAAUUUCAAAGGAAGCAGUUCCCGGUGAUGUUGUCCUAUGCAAUGACAAUAAACAAAAGCCAGGGACAAACAUUGUCAGUAGUAGGUUUACUAUUGAAGAAACCAGUAUUCAAUCAUGGUCAGUUUUAUGUUGCAGUUUCCCGUGUUAGUAAUCCGGAUGGACUCAAAGUCUUAAUUGCUGAUGAAACCAAGGGCUUAGUCAACUAUACACAAAAUGUGGUUUACAAUGAAAUUUUCAAUAAUUUGUAA